Messenger RNA from Ruditapes philippinarum (Manila clam), 2569 nucleotides. RefSeq lists its product as uncharacterized. The transcript is spliced from 2 exons. NCBI's taxonomy places the organism in Eukaryota, Metazoa, Mollusca, Bivalvia, Venerida, Veneridae. The record is from RefSeq and is a predicted model, not a curated record. Bases 1614 to 2567 code for a protein of 317 amino acids.
AAAUGUAGGUUUUUUUUACCGGAUAAAAGUCACUGACUUUUGACUUUGCAUUCUUACUAGGGAAGUAACUAUCCGGCUAGCAUAUUUUCAGCUGACUGGCAGUUCUACCCGUUCGCGCCUGAAAUAAUACAUGGAAAGAAAGACACGCGAGACCUUUCUCAACCAGUGAAGUUGUUAAGUCGCCAUAUGAACUUCGUCGAUGUGAUUAAAUACACAGCGAAAUGAAAUGUGUACUAGACUUUAAAGGAACUCCUAAGCUUAAAAAAAAUAAAAUUUGAAUUUCCUACGUAUAUCACCUGAGGUACUUAAAGGGAAACACAGGCAAAAUUUUCAUUCCUUAUUUUUGAAGUUUUCAUUCAUUAUUUUGUAAAUGCCUUCAAAAUAAAUAUAUUAGACAGUCAAAGGAACGAAACUUUUCUCCAUAUAAAGAAUAAAAUGGUGGUUUCCUAACUUGACCCGCGUGGGUCAGGUUAGAGCGCUAGCAUUUCACAAUAGUUGUCAAAGUGAACUCUGGAAACGUUAUUGAACAUGUCAAAUGAAUGACUUAGGCUUGUUUCAAUCAUACAAUAUCCACAAUAUUUGUUAUUGUAACUUCAAGGGUUUGUUCAAGUCACCUGACUUGUUUUAAAACUAUUUGGUGAUUCUAUUGGCGUCUAAAUUUGUUCAACAUAUAUAGAUAUAUGUACGCUUCAAACCCAAAAUAUUUAGAAUUUAAACAGAAAUACAUGCUGUAACUUCAAGAAAAGUCAUUUUAGCGUGAUUUGAGAACUUAAGAUCAUUUUAUUUUUUUUGUCAUUAUUUUGCCUGAAUAUCCCUUUAAAAUUAUAAUAUUUGCGAAUUUCAAAGAUAAUUAAGAAAUAUACUCAGAUUAAAUCAAAUAAUCCGAUUUGAGUAUAAAGCGUUGCAAUGCUUUUCAAUUUUGGGUUAUUUUGCACAAUAAGAAUAUUUUUUUCUAAAAAAACAAAACAACAACAAAAAAAACCAACAAAAAAUAAACCUGAGUGAGCGAACAAUCUGUCAUUUUGCACACAAUUUAUUGGUCUAGAUCUGCAUCAAAUGGAGCAUUAAUCUCGAAAGAAUUUUCCAGUCCCAUAAUGCAAAAAAAAAACCCUCAGAAAAGUCCCUUUAAAAGGGACUUUUCUGAGGUUUCUUGACAUGCUGGGACUGGAAAUAUUUUUUUUCCGAGAUAUGUAGGUAUAAACCUAUAACAUUUGUAAAUAUUUAGAUCAUUCUCUCACAACGUUUUUCUAGUAUAUUAAUUUUUAUUGUGCAAUUUGACACACAAAUGAAAGCUUUGCUAAACUCGAGCUAAGAAUUUCACAAAAAAGACUUUUUUAAAUUAAAUUCUGAGUAUAAUUUAAUAUUAUUUUUUGCAGAAUUUUCCAUUUAAAGUGCUUCACUUUAUCUUUGUAAAACGAGUUUUGUUUUAAGCUUUUCCAUCUCAGUGGUUUAAGAUAGUGAUAUUAAUAAAACAAACGUUAACCAACCAAGGUUCAUGACGUAAUUAAUAACGUCACAGUAGGAACAACGUCAAGACGUCACAUAGUGACGGCAAUCAUAGAGCGGAGCUGGCCAAACAUUGGCGGUUGGCAACAAGCUCCUCACAGCCUAAAAUGGCUGGAAAGGAUUAUCAAGAUCUAGUACUGGUUGAUAUAGAAUACACAAAGAUACAUCCAUUGGCAGAAAAUGCAGACGACAAUUUCAGAAAAGAUAUCACGGAAAGACAUGAAACAGAGAAGGAAAGACUUGAACGUAUAGCGGAUAUGUUUUUAGCUAGACCGCUUUACAGCAAAGAGAGUAUUGACUAUCAACGUAAAAUGAAGAGAAAAGACGAAAGUGUAGAGCAACUUACAAGCAGUUGUUUGCAACCUAAAUCUGAGAGUGUCAAACAAGAUCUAGAAGUAAUUGACUUCGAAUACGCUGCAAUACAUUCAACUGACGAAAAUCUUAAAAAGGAUAAUCCUAAAAGGCAAGAAACAGAGAAGGAAAGACUUGAACGUAUAGCAGAUAUGUUUUUAGCAAGACCGCUUUACAGCAAAGAGAGUAUUGACUAUCAGCGUAAAAUAAAGAGAAAAGACGAAAGUGCAGAUCUACCUACAAGGAACUGUUUUCAGUCUAAAGCUGGGAGUGAUAAACAGGAUCUAGUAGUAAUUGACAUCGAAUACGCUGCAAUACACCCAACUGACGAAAAUCUUGAGAAGGAUAAUCCUAAAAGGCAAGAAACAGAAUCAGAAAGGCUUCAUAGAAUAGCAGACAUGUUUUUAGCCAGGCCAGCCAAUGUCGGAGAUAAAUGUAAAGAUGCAAAUGUUAGAAUAACGAAGAGUGACGAUGAGGUGACCACUAAAAAGGCGAUGAAGAAGAAUAAGAAAAGGACUGUGCAGAAACAGAACGCCACCAAAUCAAGCAAGGUACAGCAGCCGAUGGAAGCAUUCAUUGAGUGUAAACCUGCAGACGACAUGAAGAAACGCGGGCAACAUCCGGGCUGCUUCGGGUUCAUCAGAGCUUGGUUGGAGAAACGAUCCUUAAAGAAAAAAGAGAAAAGGCUGAAGAAGAAAGGAAAAUUUUAGCA